Molecule: messenger RNA, 6462 nt
Organism: Protobothrops mucrosquamatus (brown spotted pit viper)
Lineage: Eukaryota; Metazoa; Chordata; Lepidosauria; Squamata; Viperidae
Gene: DOCK4
Product: dedicator of cytokinesis 4
Exons: 38
Coding region: 9-4376 (1455 amino acids)
Biological process (GO): small GTPase-mediated signal transduction; cell chemotaxis
Cellular component (GO): plasma membrane; cytoplasm
Molecular function (GO): guanyl-nucleotide exchange factor activity; small GTPase binding
Source: RefSeq, a predicted model, not a curated record
UCCCUCUGAUGCAGGAAAAUGGAAGGACCUUGCCAGAUGGCAUUCAUGAGCUCAUUGUGCAUAAGUGUGAAGAAAAUAUAACCGUUCAGGAUUCUAGUCGCUACCUCAAAUUUCCCUUUUCAAAAGGGCAUCUCCUUGCAAACAACCACCAAGCAAUUAAAUCUACUAAAGAAUCUUUCUGGAUUACAUCUUUCCUGUGUUCAACUAAACUCACACAAAAUGGAGAUAUGCUUGACCUUCUUAAAUGGCGAGCUCAUCCAGAAAAAAUUGCAGGUUGCCUCUCAAAACUGAAAGAAAUUGAUGGUUCUGAAAUAGUGAAGUUUCUCCAAGAUACACUAGACACUUUAUUUGGGAUUUUAGAUGAAAAUUCUCAAAAGUAUGGCUCUCAAGUAUUUGACUGUUUGGUUCACAUAAUUAAUUUACUGCAGGACAGCAAGUUUCAUCAUUUUAGGCCAGUUAUGGAUACCUACAUUCAAAGUCAUUUUGCAGGAGCUCUUGCUUACAGAGAUCUCAUAAAAGUAUUGAAGUGGCAUGUUGACCGAUUUACUGAAGUAGAAAGGCAAGCACACAAUCAGGAAGUAUUAAAGGCCCAAGAAUAUAUAUUUAAAUAUAUAGUUCAGUCUCGGAAGCUAUUCUCUCUUGCUACUGGUGGACAAAAUGAGGAGGAAUUCUGCUGUUGUAUUCAAGAGCUUUUGAUGUCAGUACGAUUUUUCCUUUCCCAAGAAACUAAAGGAAUCAAUGCUUUAUCUCAAGCCCAAGCAAUCUUUCUCAGUUCCUUCCCAGCUGUGUAUUCAGAAUUGUUAAAGCUCUUUGAUGUGAGAGAAGUAGCAAAUUUGGUGCGUGAUACUCUAGGGAGCUUGCCAAUCAUUACAAAUGCGGAUGAUUCUCUUCAAGCAGUAAAACUUCAGUGCAUUGGGAAAACAGUGGAAAGCCAAUUGUAUAGCAAUCCAGAGUCCCGGUAUAUUUUGCUACCAGUAGUUUUGCAUCACCUUUAUAUGCACCUGCAAGAACAAAAGGAUCUGAUCAUGUGUGCACAUAUCCUUAGCAACAUAUUUUGCUUCAUUAAGAAAAAUAGUUCUGAUAAGUCAGUAUUGGAAGAAAUAGAUGUAAUUGUGAACAGUCUACUAGAUGUAUUACUCAGAACCAUCUUGGAGAUCACAAGCUGCCCAAAAGCAGCAGGUUCUACCAUGCAGCUUCAGUUUCAGGAUGUUACAGGGGAGUUUGUUUCAUGUCUUUUGUCAUUGUUGCAACAAAUGACUGACAGACAUUACCAGCAACUCCUUGACAGAUUCAAGACAAGAGACAUGCUGAGAGAUUUCUUGUUACAGAUAUUUACUGUUUUUCGAAUAUUAAUACAGCCAGAAAUGUUUCCAAAAGAUUGGACAGUGAUGCGUUUAGUUGCUAACAAUGUUAUUAUUACAACAGUGUUAUAUCUUUCUGAUGCCCUUCGCAAAAACUUCUUAAAUGAAAAUUUUGAUUACAAGAUUUGGGAUUCCUAUUUUUACCUUGCUGUCAUAUUUAUAAAUCAGUUGUGUCUACAGUUAGAAAUGUUCACACUUUCUAAGAAGAAAAAAGUACUAGAAAAAUAUGGUGAUAUGCGGGUGACAAUGGGAUGUGAAAUCUUCAGCAUGUGGCAAAAUAUAGGAGAACACAAAAUCCACUUCAUCCCAGCACUGAUUGGCCCUUUCUUAGAAGUGACACUGAUACCUCAGCCUGACCUGCGGAAUGUUAUGAUUCCUAUUUUUCAUGAUAUGAUGGACUGGGAGCAAAGACACAGUGGUAACUUUAAACAGGUGGAAGCAAAACUGAUUGACAAAUUGGAUAGCUUGAUGUCAGAAGGAAAAGGUGAUGAAACUUACAGAGAGCUCUUCAAUAGUAUAAUUCCACUUUUUGGUCCUUAUCCCAGCCUGCUGAAGAAAAUUGAACGUGAAACAUGGAGAGAAAGUGGUGUUUCAUUAAUUGCCACUGUAACCCGUCUUAUGGAGAGACUGCUGGACUACAGGGACUGCAUGAAAAUGGGAGAAGUGGAUGGCAAAAAGAUUGGAUGUACUGUCAGUUUGUUGAAUUUCUAUAAAACAGAACUGAAUAAAGAAGAGAUGUAUAUUAGGUACAUACAUAAACUAUAUGAUCUGCACCUAAAAGCACAAAACUUUACAGAGGCUGCCUAUACACUCUUACUGUAUGAUGAACUGUUGGAAUGGUCCGACAGACCAUUGCGGGAAUUCCUGAACUAUCCCAUGCAGACAGAAUGGCAGCGCAAAGAAUUUCUUCAUCUCACGAUCAUCCAGAAUUUUGACAGAGGAAAAUGCUGGGAAAAUGGUAUUAUUUUAUGCAGGAAGAUUGCUGAGCAAUAUGAAAACUAUUAUGACUACAGAAAUCUCAGCAAGAUGCGGUUGAUGGAAGCUUCUUUAUAUGAUAAAAUUAUGGAUCAGCAACGUUUGGAGCCUGAGUUUUUCAGAAUUGGAUUUUAUGGGAAGAAGUUUCCAUUUUUCUUACGCAACAAAGAAUUCGUUUGCCGAGGACAUGAUUAUGAGCGUCUGGAGGCGUUUCAACAGCGGAUGUUAAAUGAGUUCCCACAUGCCAUUGCUAUGCAACAUGCCAAUCCACCAGAUGAAACCAUCUUUCAAGGAGAGGCACAGUAUCUGCAAAUCUAUGCUGUGACACCAAUUCCUGAAAGCCAGGAUGUACUGCAAAGAGAAGGCAUUCCAGAUAAUAUCAAAAGUUUUUAUAAAGUAAAUCAUAUUUGGCGAUUCCGGUAUGACAGGCCAUUUCACAAAGGGACCAAAGACAAAGACAAUGAAUUUAAGAGUUUAUGGGUAGAGAGAACAACACUGAUCUUGGUGCAGAGCUUGCCAGGAAUUUCCCGAUGGUUUGAAGUGGAGAAACGUGAAAUUGUAGAAAUGAGCCCAUUGGAGAAUGCUAUUGAAGUAUUGGAAAAUAAAAACCAGCAGUUAAGGACAUUGAUCAGUCAGUGCCAGACUCGACAGAUGCAGAAUAUCAAUCCACUUACAAUGUGUUUGAAUGGUGUAAUUGAUGCAGCAGUUAAUGGAGGAGUUGCCAGGUAUCAAGAAGCAUUCUUUGUGAAGGAAUAUGUUCUGAACCACCCAGAGGAUGGAGAAAAGAUCACAUGCUUAAGAGAACUGAUGCUUGAGCAGGCCCAGAUUCUUGAAUUUGGCUUAGCUGUACAUGAGAAGUUUGUCCCACAGGAUAUGAGACCUUUACAUAAAAAACUGGUGGAUCAGUUUUUCGUGAUGAAAUCUAGUUUAGGAAUACAGGAAUUUGCUGCAUGCAUCCAGUCCAGCCCAGGUCACUUUCCAAAUGGAAGCCCAUGUGUCUCUAGAAAUUCAGUCCCUAUUUCCAUGAGUCCAGAGGUGGGCAGAAUUCCUAGACGUGGUCCAUUAAGUUACCCAGCUAUCAACAGAUACUCUUCUUCAUCAUUGUCCUCUCAAGCAUCUGCAGAGGUCAGCAAUAUAACUGGACAAUCCGAGAGCUCGGAUGAAGUUUUCAACAUGCAGCCAAGCCCAUCUACCUCAAGUCUGAGUUCUACUCAUUCUGCUUCACCUAAUGUGACCAGCUCUGCUCCAUCCAGUGCCAGAGGCUCACCUCUGUUAUCAGACAAGCUUAAACAUUCCAGAGAAAACUCUUGCCUAUCUCCAAGGGAGAGGCCCUGUAGUGCUGUUUACCCUAAUCCUGCUGAGCUUUCACAGAGAAUUGUGUUCAAUCAUAAUGGUGAUGGCGCUUUGCCUCGAAGUGACCCUAUUUUGUCUGCCUCUGAGAAAGCUGUAAAUAGCACUCCCAGUAGUUGGAGCCUGGAAAGUGGGAAAGAAGCCAAAAACAUAUCAGAGAGUGGAAAGCUCAUGUUUCCUCCUGUGCCACCCCGUCCCACUGCAUCACCAGCUCGACACAUAACCUCAGUUUCUCUUUCUUCUGCUGGAAGAUCUCCAUUGAAGGGUUCUGUACAAUCAUUUUCACCAUCUCCUAUGGACUACCAUUCGUCAGGGCUCAUUUCCAACUCUCCAGUCUUGUCUGGAAGUUACAGCAGUGGCAUUUCUUCACUUAGUCGAUGUAGCACAUCUGAAACAUCUGGUUUUGAAAGUCACAUCAAUGAACAUCCAGUUCCUCUUUCUAAUUGCAACAUUUCCGAAGAGCUAAUAAGAAAAGAGAACAAGACUCCUCCGCCUUAUAGUGUUUAUGAGAGGACUCUGAGGCGUCCUGUCCCACUACCUCACAGCCUUUCCAUUCCCAUUCCUACAGAUCCACCAGUGUUACCUCCAAAACCUUUGUUGGUCAGACCAAGCAAUUUGGAGAAUAGCAGCAAGAGAAUGGAACAGGUCCCUCGACCUAAGCCUCUUCCACGGAAAGUCUCUCAGUUAUAAAUAAAAGUCAAAAAGUCAUUUUUUGAAUGUUUUAAAUGAAAAACAUAUCUAAUAUAGGCACUUUAAUAUUUGUCACAAAUUUUCUUUCUGGUGAUUUUUAAAAACUGCUUAACUUUAAGUACUUAAUUUUAAGUACUAGCUUAAAAAGCCAGAACCUAGAGAGAAUGAGACUGAAAAUACUAUAUUUAGCAUAGCAUACAGCAAAUGUGAUUCUGCAUUUAAAUUCAAACCUGGAGCCUAACUGUUCAAACAAUAUCAAAGCAUACUUCCCCUUGACAGCCUCAUAUUAGCGCAAUGUACUUUCUGAUAGAAUAAAAUUUGGUUUGAAGUUAAUGAAUCCAAUAAAGCUCUUGUGGUUUGUGAUCACAUUGCACUGGAAAAGACCCUAUUACAAGGAUGUUGUAGCUGAAUUUCCAGAAAAAAAUGUUUGGGUUGCUUUCUUUCUACUGUCAUGUUACUGCGUCUUAUUCAAUAUUUGUAUGUAUACUUGUCUCUUAGAGAUCUUUUUUCUAGCAUUCUGAUAAUGGUUAGUUUACAUACUUGUAGAAUUUUCCCCCUCCCAUUUUAUUUUAUUUUAGAUAGGUGCAAUUUACACUUCCCUGAAGAUAAUAAACGUUAAUAAUGAUUGUAUUAUAGAAAAUGUAACAAUAUAUAAAGUUAUUUUUUUAAAUAGACAUGAUUUCAGACACAGAAACUGACUCUGCGGAUUAUUUUAAUGGCCAAAAUGAAUACAUUAUUUUAAUUGUGAAUCAAGAAAAAAAACCACUGUCAGACUCAAAGAUGAAAACGCUGAAAGCAAUUGAGUGCAAGCAAAUGUUCAAGAGAAUGAGGCUAUUUACAAGUAGAAUUAAUUGAAGCAGCAAAUUUUUAAAGACAAGAUUCAGACUUUUUUUUAUUAUAUAUAAAGUUUCUGAAUGGAAGUUCUUCCAUUCUAUUGCUGUAUAUUCCACUGCAAAAAUGUGGAGUAAAUAAGUAAUUUACGGGAUAGUGGUUUAGAUGGUGGGAAGAGAGAACUUUUUAGGGCACAAACAGAAAAUUUGUUGGCAACUAAAAGUAAUCCAGAUUUCAGCCCCAAUCCUGCAAAAUGUUUUUUCUGAAAGUGCUUUUACUCAUCUCAUAUGGAGCCCUAAUUGGCAUUUUGCUAGAAAGCUCCUAUGUUUUGAAAGCUCAUACUUAGUUCUAUAAUUGUAUAAACUAAACAUAAAAACAAGCAUAUAGGCAAUUUUUCUUUCUUAUUUCUCCCUCCCCACCACAAAAUUAAAUCAUACCAUUAAAGUUACCUCCCUGUUUUGUUGGGAAACUUGUGUUGAUUUUAUCAGUUUACUUUAUUAAUAGCUUAACUGGAAUAUUAUUGACCACUUUAUUCCCUCAAUGGGAAACCCUCAGCAGGUAUAUGCUGUUAAUGGUAGCUAUAGAAGUUUUAUAUAAUAAAUGUUCAAGUAUUUUUGUACAUAACUGGUUAAUUUUAAUAAGAACAAUUAUGUUUGGGGGAGGAAAGCAAAUGGCUGUGUAUGCAGUAAGAUUGUUAUAAUUAUGCCAAAUACUUUAUGUAAUUGGGGGAACAAGGACACGGAGUAAUAUUUGUACAUAUGUUUUUAACAAUAAUUCUGCCAUAUUGAUUGUAUAACUUUUAAUGUCAAAAAUAACCUGUUUAGCAAAAGUGUUUACAACUGGAAAAAGGGGAUAAAAUUUAGGUUUAUAGGUGGCUGAUUUUGAGGUCUGAGAUUUCUGAACUUGCUUGAUCAUAACAUUUUUUGUGUCUGCAUAACUACAUUUUUGGAAUCGUUAAUUACAUAUUUAUGCUUUUAAAAUAUAUUGCAAUUUAAAUAAACUGUCACAAACUGGAUAACAGAUCUAGUUUGAUCCCUUCCUAUAUUAAAUUUAGAAUUAAAUCAGUGUUUGCCUGGUGCUUCAGCUUAGACUGAAUCAGUAUUAUAUUUUGCUUGUCCAUUUUUAAAAUAUGCUUGAUAGUAAGCAAAAUUUUUACUCAUGUGCAUAAAUUACUGACGUCUGCUUAGCAGCAAAACAUUUUAAUGUAGUUUGUUUACAGAUAAUGAUAUUGGUUGUUGAGAAACCGUAAAUACAA